AUUAUAAACUCAUUUUUCAUUUUGUUUCGCGCAAUAUACCCCGUCUAUAUCGAGUAUAUUUGCUGUGUACACGCUAUAUGUGUGAAACCGUGAUGAAUGGAGCUGAAGUGAGACUAUAAAGAGGCGGUGGAGUUGGUGUUUUAGCGCCAAGUUAAAUCGCCUCCUCCCUGACGUUGAUGCUUCAGGUCAUCUGUUCCCUGCAAGGCGCCAGCUCGGAGCAACCAGCAGCCCGGCCUGCUCACUCUCUGUCUCACACACAGCACCUUCAGCCUCAACCACAGGCGGGGAACCUACACAAUACUCAUAUUUAAUCUGUAAACGAGGAGAAGAGUGAACUUCAAGGAGAUAAUCUUGAGGUUUACUCCGAAACUGACACCACCCCUCUGAGUAUAAUGCUAGGAAGACGGGAAGAGACAGAACCGAAAUCUGUUGCUCCCGAGGCGCCCAAGGAAAAUACAGUACGACCGAGAAAGAGGAAGGCAGAUGUUGCCAUUUAUUUACAAGAUCUGGAUGAGGAGGUAGCAGAGAUGACGAAGAAGAAGCAGCGUGACUGUGAGCUGGACUGGAGGCCUGAUGCUGUUUACACCAGUCCACACAGGUGGAUCCCCACACCUGAUCAGGAAGAGGACCAACCAGUUACCCUGAUAAAUGCAGGCUUCCCCCACUAUAACUUUAACAACAUAUUUACGACCCCCGUGCACUGCGCCCCGCUCCCUGCCCUGUGCUGGGCCAGUAAGGAUGUGGUGUGGAAUAACAUGUUGGAGAAGGAUAAGACUUACACCAGAGACGUCAACAUGAUGGAGAAGCAUCCUCAUCUUCAGCCUAAGAUGAGGGCGAUUCUCCUGGACUGGCUCAUGGAGGUGAGUGAGGUGUACAAACUGCACAGGGAGACGUACCACCUGGCUCAGGACUACUUUGAUCGCUUCAUGGCCACGCAAAGAAACGUCUUCAAAUCCACGCUGCAGCUCAUUGGCAUCACUUGUCUCUUCAUUGCUGCCAAAGUAGAGGAAAUGUAUCCUCCUAAAGUCCACCAGUUUGCCUAUGUCACAGAUGAAGCCUGCACUGAAGACGAGAUUCUCAGUAUGGAAAUCAUUAUUAUGAAGGAGCUGAAGUGGAGUCUCAGCCCACAGACUCCCAUCUCCUGGCUCAAUGUUUACAUGCAGGUGGCCUACCUGAAAGAGACGGACGAGCUGCUCAUCCCCAGAUAUCCACAAGCUACUUUCACACAGAUCGCAGAGUUGUUGGACCUGUGUAUGCUGGACAUGCAUUGCCUUGAGUUCUCCAACGGCGUCCUUGCUGCUUCAGCUCUGUUUCACUUCUCCUCCCUGGAGCUGGUGGAAAACGUUUCAGCCCUGAAGAGGGUGGAGGUAGAGGAGUGUGUGAGGUGGAUGGUGCCGUUCGCGAUGGCGCUGCGGGAGGUCGGCGGGUCACCCAUGAAAACGUUUACAGGAGUCCCUGCUGAUGACAUGCACAACAUCCAGCCCCAUGCCUCCUACCUCACAUGGCUUGACAAGGCCUCCUCUUACCAGGAUGUGGAGUUGGAGCGUCAUGGCAACUGUCCUGUCCCUUCAGGCGUCCUGACCCCACCCCUGAGCAGUGAGAAAACGGAAGAGUUGCUCCGAGAGGAUGCGGCGGUGCCAAAAAUCAGACCGAGGAUGCGCACUCCAUCCCCACAGCGCCACCUUCCUGAGUAGCCAAAUAAAUCUGAACGGAUCUUUAUAUAUUACAGCUGUAAGGGGAAGAAAGGAAGCUCAGGUGUGGUGACUCUGAACGGUGUCACCUCUGUGCUGUACCACAUAUGUACGAUGGAUUUUUCAAACAUUAAUGGACUUGUAUUAAGGUCAUUCUUAUAACUUGGAUCCAGAUGCUUUUAAAUGUCUGUGUAGUGGUUGCACACACUGAUUUUGGCUAAAUUGGGAAACACUGACACAUAAGCUUGGAUGGCCCCCCCACCCAGGAAUCGUACCUACAUUUAACCCCCCAGUUUGGAUGAAAACACAAAGCAAAGGGUGCUUUGAGAUGGGACCACCCAAGAGGAGUGUUUUUUUGUUGUUGUUGUUUUUUUAGCAUUGCACCCAAAUGCUUGCAUUAAUUACCAACCACACCUACAUUUAGUGGUUGACUUUUUUUUUUUUUUUUAUUUCCUAUGCAGAGGCCAAAUUGAAAGGACAUUUUAUAGAGUCUCUACUUGAUCUUGCGCGUGUGUGUGUGUGUGUUUUAAUUGUGAUUGGUGUUUUUUUUUUUUGUUUUUUUUUUUUGUUUUUUUUUUUUUUUAAAUCUAUCGAUGGCCUCAUUUGCCCAAAAACUAUUCCUAGGGUCAUAUUUGGCUCUAUGUGCUGCUAUAAAAGUGGGCUUUGCAUAAUAGAGGGGUGUGUGUGUGUGUGGUUGUGUAUGUGCGUGAGUAUGAAAUGGUGUGCUUGUGUUUGUGGUUCGACUCUUGCCAUUUUCUUGGACAAAACAUGGCCAUGUUUUGCUUUGGGACCAGUAGCUUGGCUACCUGAAUGGACAAGUGAACCAGCCAGGCUUCAGAAGCUAAAAUAUUGAUUGUAUUUAACUUCUAUUUUUAUCUCAACUUGCAGUUUUGUUUUUUUUCCACCACCAAAAUGUAAGAUUUCUAUCUGACUUUUUAAAUAAAAUGCUGCUACAUAUUUUCCAUUAAAGAUUAUUUCUGAA
Messenger RNA from Thunnus maccoyii (southern bluefin tuna), 2673 nucleotides. RefSeq names its product cyclin E1 (gene ccne1). Gene Ontology annotation, molecular function: cyclin-dependent protein serine/threonine kinase regulator activity. The record is from RefSeq and is a predicted model, not a curated record. Gene Ontology annotation, biological process: G1/S transition of mitotic cell cycle; regulation of cyclin-dependent protein serine/threonine kinase activity. Gene Ontology annotation, cellular component: centrosome; cytoplasm; nucleus. Lineage: Eukaryota; Metazoa; Chordata; Actinopteri; Scombriformes; Scombridae. The transcript is spliced from 12 exons. The coding region runs from base 393 to 1694 and encodes 433 amino acids.